Camelina sativa (false flax) is the source of this 1308-nucleotide messenger RNA. Its product is annotated as formyltetrahydrofolate deformylase 2, mitochondrial. The record is from RefSeq and is a predicted model, not a curated record. Gene Ontology annotation, molecular function: formyltetrahydrofolate deformylase activity. Lineage: Eukaryota; Viridiplantae; Streptophyta; Magnoliopsida; Brassicales; Brassicaceae. Gene Ontology annotation, biological process: 'de novo' IMP biosynthetic process.
UCUAUUUAUUUUGUAGAGUUUUGAGUUAUGCUCAAAAUUUUCAGGAGGGGAAAUAACAGACACACAUAGAUCAGACACAUCACAACACAGAAUCAAAGGACAAAAAGGUGUAGCAAUGGGAUGAGUCAGAUUCGAAGAAAUAGCGGCAAUGAUACGAAGAGUCUCAGCCACCUCAUGUCUCUCCGCCACAGCUUUUAGAUCAUUUACGAAAUGGUCCUUUAAAUCUUCUCAGUUUCACGGCGAGUCCCUCGAUUCCUCUGUUUCACCCAUUCUCAUCCCCGGCGUCCACGUCUUCCAUUGUCCGGAUGACGUUGGGAUUGUAGCGAAACUAUCAGAUUGUAUUGCUGCCAAGGGUGGAAACAUUCUUGGUUACGAUGUGUUUGUUCCUGAAAACAAGAACGUCUUCUACUCUCGAAGUGAGUUUAUAUUUGAUCCAGUAAAAUGGCCGAGGAGUCAGAUGGAUGAAGAUUUUCAAACUAUUGCACAAAAGUUUAGUGCUUUGAGCUCGGUUGUACGAGUUCCCUCUUUAGACCCCAAAUACAAGAUAGCUCUUCUACUGUCAAAACAGGAUCAUUGUCUGGUUGAAAUGUUACAUAGAUGGCAGGACGGAAAGCUUCCUGUCGAUAUAACAUGUGUGAUAAGUAACCAUGAAAGAGCUCCAAACACCCAUAUUAUGCGGUUUCUCCAGAGGCAUGGCAUCUCUUAUCAUUAUUUGCCAACAACCGAUCAGAAUAAAAUAGAAGAGGAGAUUUUGGAAUUGGUUAAGGAUACUGAUUUUAUAGUUCUCGCUAGAUACAUGCAGCUACUGUCAGCUAACUUCUUGAAAGAUUAUGGAAAAGAUGUAAUCAACAUCCAUCAUGGCCUCUUGCCUUCAUUCAAGGGACGAAAUCCCGUGAAACAGGCAUUUGAUGCAGGUGUGAAACUAAUUGGUGCAACAAGUCACUUUGUUACAGAGGAACUUGAUUCAGGUCCUAUCAUUGAACAAAUGGUUGAGAGAGUUUCCCACCGAGACAAUUUGAGGAGCUUUGUCCAGAAAUCAGAGGACCUCGAGAAAAAGUGUCUCAUGAAAGCUAUAAAAUCUUACUGCGAACUGCGAGUAUUGCCUUAUGGGAUACAAAAGACUGUCGUAUUCUAAUACGGUCUACGUGAAAAUCUCCGACAUUUCUUCAUAUGAUAUGCUCACUCAUGCAAAAAUAUACAUACUACUUCUCUAUAAGUUUUUGAUUCUUCAUAGCUUACACGUAAAUGUUUUGGCUUAGCAAAUCAGAAACUGUAUCAUGUCAAUAAAAACAGUUCAAUUGAGAUUCA